AAGAUGUUGGGACAACUUUCUUCUCUUUUUUCCCCCCUCUCCUCUUCUGUGUAAAACCCUAAAUCACCAAUCAAUGAAAUCCCAUGCCAUCUCUCUAAAACUCCAUUUCACUCUCUAAUCUCUAAGCUCGAUCGUUUUUUCUUUCAGCUCUCCGCACCUGCUUCAUUUCUUCCCAUCUUCGAAUCUUUUCUCCAAAGUUUUCAUUUUUAUUUACUUUUGUGGGGGGUUUUUUCAAAAACAAUUUGAUUUUGCUGUUAGAAAUUUAGGGUUUUGGUCUGCAAUAGAGAGAGGGGCUAAACCGGAGGUCAGGCUGGCGAUUGGUGCUGAGGUCAGGUGAUGGCGGAUCCGCCACAUGUCCGCCGCCGAUUGAUUGUUAUCCCGUGUUUAGAUAUUGAAGAAUUAAGUUUUCUCGACGCUGGUGGUUUCCUAGUAGUAGCUAUAGGUGAAGAAGUAGUGAGAAGAGAGUGGGCCGUUGCACAUCUCCCAGAAUGCUGACUGUUCUGCGAGUGCACCUCCCUUCAGACAUUCCGAUCGUAGGUUGCGAGCUCACUCCUUAUGUUCUCUUGCGCCGCCCAGAUAAAUCUGUUAUUACUGACGAUGUUCUAGAUUCCGCGCCUAUUGACGGCCACACCUUGAGAUACAAAUGGUACCGCAUACAAAGUGAUAAGAAAGUCGCUAUUUGCAGUGUCCACCCAUCUGAGCAAGCUACAUUACAGUGCCUUGGAUGUGUUAAGGCCAAAAUACCGGUUGCUAAGAGUUACCAUUGCUCUACCAAAUGUUUCUCAGAUGCAUGGCAACAUCACCGUGUUCUGCAUGAACGUGCUGCUAGUGCUGUCAAUGAAAAUGGAAAUGAGGAGGAAGAAGAAUUUGGGCGCUUCAAUAAUGCUGUAGUUAAUACAAGCUUGCCUCCAUCACAAUCAGCUGGCAAUUUGGCAAAUGGAGUGACACCCUUGUACCCAGCAACGGUCGCACAAAGGAAUGGUAGUGAAACGUGGUUUGACGUUGCUCGGUCCAAAACAUAUACACCAACAGCAGAUGAUAUUGGUCAUGUCCUUAAAUUUGAAUGUGUUGUUGUAGAUGCAGAAACAAAACAUCCAGUGGGACAUAUGAAUACUAUAUUGACAUCUCGUGUGAUUCCAGCACCAUCUCCCACUCCACGCCGCUUGAUUUCCUUCAGUGGAGUUGAUAUCCCUGGGCAUCUUGAUUUAGAUGGCCGUAUUUCAUCUUCCGAGUCUUUUACCGUGCUUUCAUAUAACAUCCUAUCUGAUGCAUAUGCAUCAAGUGAAAUAUACAAUUAUUGCCCCUCUUGGGCUCUUUCUUGGACGUAUCGAAGACAGAAUCUAUUGCGUGAAAUUGUUGGCUAUCGUGCAGACAUUGUUUGUCUUCAAGAGGUUCAAAAUGACCAUUUUGAGGAAUUCUUUGCUCCUGAGUUAGACAAGCAUGGCUAUCAAGCACUUUACAAAAGAAAAACUGCAGAGGUAUUCGGUGGAAAUAUUAAUACAAUUGAUGGAUGUGCUACAUUUUUCCGACGAGAUAGAUUUUCUCAUGUUAAGAAAUAUGAGGUUGAGUUUAACAAAGCUGCACAAUCCUUGACUGAUGCAUUAGUUCCCAGUGCUCAAAAGAAAGCUGCUCUAAGUCGUCUAGUUAAGGAUAAUGUGGCACUUAUAGCGGUCCUGGAAGCAAAGUUCAGUAACCAGGGAGUUGAUAACCCUGGAAAGCGUCAGCUUGUUUGUGUGGCAAAUACUCAUGUGAAUGUUCAACAAGAGUUGAAGGAUGUCAAGCUUUGGCAGGUUCAUACACUUCUGAAAGGACUGGAAAAGAUUGCUGCAAGUGCCGAUAUUCCAAUGUUGGUCUGUGGUGAUUUUAAUUCAGUACCUGGAAGCGCUCCUCAUUCACUCCUUGCAGCUGGGAAAGUUGAUCCAUUGCAUCCAGAUCUACAAGUUGACCCUCUUGGUAUUCUGCGUCCUACAACCAAGUUAACGCAUCACCUGCCAUUGGUGAGUGCUUACUCGGCCAUUGGUAGACUUGGGGUAGGUCUUGGGUUUGAGCUACAGAGGAGGCGAAUUGAUCCCACUACGAAUGAACCCCUAUUUACUAAUUGCACUAGGGACUUUAUUGGUACCCACGAUUAUAUAUUCUACUCAGCGGACUCGUUAACUAUUGAAUCUAUGUUGGAGCUCUUGGAUGAGGAUAGCUUGAGAAAAGACACGGCGCUUCCUUCUCCAGAGUGGUCGUCUGAUCAUAUAGCACUCCUAGCCGAGUUUCAUUGCAAGUCUAGAACUAAACACUGACAACUAGUGUCGUUUUGCUGUAGGCAUUGCAGAAUAGAAGCAGAAACAAGUGAAAAAGGAUUUUACAGAUUAAGUGAUUGUAAGAAUAGUAGAUCCCUUUCCAGGGCGGCCACCACAGAUGUUCAUCCUUGUAUUAUGAUCUAUCUACCACCUUGUCCCAUAGAAAAAAUUGUUUAUUGUUUUUGACUUCAUUUUCCUAUCUAAAAUAGAAAAAUAUUAUAUAC
Messenger RNA from Ipomoea nil (Japanese morning glory), 2515 nucleotides. Its product is annotated as carbon catabolite repressor protein 4 homolog 1-like. The transcript has 12 exons. Gene Ontology annotation, cellular component: CCR4-NOT complex; nucleus; cytoplasm. Gene Ontology annotation, molecular function: poly(A)-specific ribonuclease activity. The record is from RefSeq and is a predicted model, not a curated record. Lineage: Eukaryota; Viridiplantae; Streptophyta; Magnoliopsida; Solanales; Convolvulaceae. Bases 489 to 2291 code for a protein of 600 amino acids. Gene Ontology annotation, biological process: nuclear-transcribed mRNA poly(A) tail shortening.